GGCUGUUUGCUGCUUUGAGGUUUCAUCUUGUCGCUGUCCUCUCACGAAAUGCCACGUGAGGCGUUCAUCUGUAUCGGAGACGGGACUCUUUUUGCCGGACAGCUCCUAGCCGGCUGGUUAUUCCGGCCUCAAUCCGCAGCUUCUGCGCACGUGGCGGACUCCGUUCUUCGAGUGUCCGCGCCACUCCGCCUCUUUCCCCUCGCGCGCGUGUGUCGAGACUCCCGACGCAGCUCGCGGAUCUCACCCAGGCGUAGACGCCCACCACGAAGGACCAGAGCGGCCACAGAAACGGCAGCGCCAACGGCGAGGCGGGGGCAGCGGCUCGUGAACGCAAGCGAGACCGAGCCAUGCAAGCGCUUCAGGACGCGCAACAGCGCUUCAAUGACCUUGUCAACAACGACUGGCCCGAGCGGGUGCCCGUGGAGGAGAUGCCCGACUACGAUCCUCGCUACAUGAAGGAGGGUUUCCUACAGAAGAAAGGCCAGCGGCUUAAAGGCUGGAAGCGCCGCUGGUUCGUGUGCGACGGUCGCACGCUGUCCUACUACAUCUCCAGGAAAGACCGCAAGCCCAACGCUGUGAUCCCCUUGGAAGGCUGCACCGUACAGGACGGCGGACUGAGCGAGACGUGGAACUCGCCCCGCAUCUACCUAACCGACCCAGCCACAGGCAUCAUGUACUGUCUAUCAGCCGAGGAAGGGAUUGUCGUAACCCAGUGGCUCGAUGUGCUUCGCGUGGCUGUAGCUCGCGUCAACAAUGGCACAAGUGAGACCAAUACACAACAGAAUAACAGCAGAAAGCAGCACAGACCACAGGCUCAGGCGCCCUCAUCCUCUGACGACGAGGACAGUCGCGCUCAUCUUAAGCGCGCGGCGUCGCUGGGACCUUCACAGACUCGCGCAGCUACGCUCAAGUCAGCGUCUACCAUUGGAAGUUCGAAUACUACGACUGCUAAUGGGGAUAUCAAGCGUACCACGAGGCUGACGUCAGCUCCGUCAGCAGUUGGCAGCUCCACUAGCACUCCAGCGCCACCCUCGCACCAGCAUCACCAUCGCCCUCAUCGUACCAAGACGCAGCGUCUACCGACGACGAUUUCACUGGAGAACGAGCUUUCUCACGGCCUGGACGUACUGGAAGCGCUGCUUGGUCGCAGCACGGGAUCUUCGAUCCGUAAUCACGUGGCGUUCCGUCCUAUUGGUGCAGUGAAUGGAGUUUUACGCAGCAUUGGGACGGACUCAAGCUCAGGCAAACAGUAUGCGCGUGCUAGUGUGUCGCUGCCUGUAUCGUCAGAAGUUGCAGCCAUUCUACUGGCAGACCACGCGCGUCGUGCUGAGUGGGACGUGCACUUCCCCCAUUCGGCCCAUGUAGCCACUUUCGACGACGCCACGGACCUGGUGCAUUUGUCAAGUGGCAGCUUUGCCCAGGUCCAGCACACCAAGCCCUUUGUGGCGCCUCAUGUGGCUGCUGCUGCGUGUGCCUUGUGCGCUGCUCUCUUCUCGGGGGCUUCGUCUUGGGAAGCGCUUCUCACUGCGAUGGUGUAUGCAGCAGCGAUUGGAGGCAUUGCGAGCAGUAUUGACUACAGUACGCUGACGACACCGCGUGACCUGGUUCUUCUUCGUCAUGUGCGCGAGUCUGCUGCGCCUGAUUCGCAAGACUCGAGCGACGACAAGUCUGAGGACGAGAUGGGUCAGUCUGUGGUGCUUAUCCUUGAGAAGUCCGUGGUUAACGAGCUUAAACCCGAUAUCUCGGGCACUGUGCGUGCUCACGUUGGACUGAGCGGCUGGUUGCUCGAGCCGGUAGACUCAGGUCAUGCUACGCUGGCCACGUACAUUACCGACUUGGAUAUGAAGGGAUGGCUUUCACCUGCCACACGCCAGAGCUUCUUGCUGUCGCGCUUGGACUGCGUGUCCGUCCUCAGUGAGUACGUGAACCAGGCGCAGUUGUGUGGAUCAGAGCUUGGAUUCGGUGGCGGUCUGGACGAAGAUGGAGAAGGAGAAUUAGAGUCUCGUAGCGUUGGAUAUGACGACGCGAGCGAAGCAAGCGGGCUCGGAGAAAUUGUGGACGGAGAAUCGUCCGCGAUCUUCCACCCGAAGACGUACAUGCGCGGCAUGAUGCCGUUGCCUAGCGGUGGUCUAAAGCUGAUCGACAAGGAGAUUGCCAAGAAACAAGGUGGCGUGGUGAAGGAUGUGAUCAAGUCUGCAGGAGCCAAGAUCCUGGAGGGCAAGUCGGCUGUUAGUUUGUCGCUUCCUGUGCGCAUUUUCGAGCCUCGUACCAAUCUGGAGCGUGUGUGCGACUUGAUGCUGUACGCGCCGACGUUCUUGAACACUGCGUAUGCGCAGAACGACGCGUUGGAGCGCUUCAAGUAUGUCAUAUCAUUCGCUGUGGCCGGUCUGCACCACAGUAUUGGACAAUUGAAGCCGUUUAACCCAAUCUUGGGUGAAACGUACCAGUCCACACUGAACGAUGGCACCGAUGUGAGUUGCGAACACACGAGCCACCACCCGCCUAUCAGUAACUUCCAGUUUACAGGCGAGAAGUACUCUAUUGCCGGCUUCGUGCUCUGGCAUGCCAGCAUGAGCGUCAAGUCGAACGCUAUGCUCAACACGAACAAGGGACCAGUGCGUGUCACGUUCCCUGACGCUGAAGGCCUUCCCGGAACUACCAUCGAGUACAACUUGCCUUACUUGCAGAUCGGUGGCUUGUUGUGGGGGGACCGUACGGUUGACAUCAUGGGCAACAUGGUGUUUGAGGACAAGAAGAACCGUCUGCAGUGCGAGGUGCGCCUCAAUCCCGAUGCGAAGUCGGGUAUGGGCGGAAUGUUCUCAAGCUCGAAGACACCCACCGACUCGCUGCGCGGUGUCAUCUUGGACACUUCUGUGUCCCCUCCCCGUGAGAUCUGUGACGUAACCGGUUCAUGGCUGCAUGACCUCGUCUUCGGCAACAAGACGUACUGGAGCAUCAACAAGUUCCAGAGUGGCUACAUGAUGCCGUACCCGGAAGACAAGAUUCUGCCGUCUGACUCGAGAUUCCGCGAGGAUCUGCACUACCUGGCAGGAGGCGACUUGGACGAAUCGCAGGAGUGGAAGGUGAAGCUCGAGGUGCUGCAGCGUGCCGACCGCAAGGCGCGUCUGGACGGCCGACGCCCCAACCACUGGUCCUUCCGUAGUGCCGCUAGUGGACACUGAGAAAUUGAGUUGCUUAGACCCCGAUUUGUUUUGUAGGAGCAGCGGUAACAAGACCAUCGAAGAGGAAGCGUGUAUUUCGUGUUGGCUAACUGUGUUCUUGUCUACUAACUGGUCACUUCCAGGCCGUCUGCAGUGCCUUACGUUGCGCCAGCGCCUUGGCACCGAACGUCACGGCGAGGAAAGUCAAGCACAGCAGGAUGAGCAUCUCGUGGUUGAAGUCGGAUGGCAGCAGGUCGAACGACUUGGCCGGAGUCAUGCGCACGUAGAACAUGUCGAGGCCGUGUGCGAACACCAGUGUAGUCGACUCGAGCUCCGCCGCGGCAGUGCUGAUGGAGUUGAGGUUCUCCACGGUGCGGUUGUACGUCAACAUGGCCUGAGGACGGUUGUACACGGGCACAAGAGGAGAGUACAUCAUCAGACCCUCCGCCUGCUCUUCAGGCGUCAGCGGCUUCUCCGGUUGACGCGGGUCGAUGAAGUUGCGAGUCAAUUUGAAGAUCUGGCCAGUCUCCAUCCCG
This is a messenger RNA of Phytophthora nicotianae INRA-310, 3697 nucleotides long. RefSeq lists its product as hypothetical. Bases 348 to 3182 code for a protein of 944 amino acids. Gene Ontology annotation, molecular function: sterol binding. The record is from RefSeq and is a predicted model, not a curated record. Gene Ontology annotation, cellular component: cytosol; membrane; intracellular membrane-bounded organelle. The transcript has 2 exons. NCBI's taxonomy places the organism in Eukaryota, Oomycota, Peronosporomycetes, Peronosporales, Peronosporaceae.